UCCCUCUGUUAAUCACUGAACAGCCCAGCUCUGUGUUGAACACUGCAGCCUACCUGCCGUCAGUGUGGGACUUACCUCAGUCUGCUCUGCAAUAUGGACCGAGGACAACGCUGAAGGGCAGCAUCCAUGCUUUCAGAACUUUCUCGGGAAUAUUUUCCGUUACUUGGAUUCUCGCCUCCUCCGGUUGUAGGUUUAAAAACUGGAGUUUUGAUAACAGCGUGAACUUCGCUGAGGUUCGCACCAAUAUUGGAUCUCGGGAAUACGUCAGAGAAAACUGCGAGUGUUGAGUUGAAGGCAGAGGAUGGGGAGCAGGGGGCACUACCGGUAUCACUGGCAGAGCCACAAUGUCAAACACAGCGGAGUGGAUGACAUGGUGCUGCUCAGCAAGAUCAGCGAGGACGCCAUCGUGGACAACCUCAAGAAGAGAUACAUGGAUGACUACAUCUUUACAUAUAUUGGGCCUGUGCUCAUCUCCGUCAACCCUUUCAAACAGAUGCCAUACUUUGGGGAAAAAGAAGUCGAGAUGUAUCAGGGCGCGGCUCAGUAUGAGAACCCUCCUCACAUCUAUGCUUUGGCAGACAACAUGUACAGAAACAUGAUGAUUGACGUUGAGAACCAGUGUGUCAUCAUCAGUGGAGAGAGCGGAGCAGGAAAGACUGUCGCAGCCAAAUAUAUCAUGGGCUACAUCUCAAGAGUGUCAGGGGGCGGACCCAAAGUACAGCACGUCAAAGACAUUAUCCUGCAGUCCAACCCUCUGCUGGAGGCCUUCGGCAAUGCCAAGACUGUGAGGAACAACAACUCCAGCAGAUUUGGAAAAUACUUUGAGAUCCAGUUCAGCUCCGGGGGCGAACCAGACGGAGGGAAAAUCUCCAACUUCCUCCUGGAGAAGUCUCGUGUCGUCAUGAGGAAUCCUGGAGAGAGGAGUUUCCAUAUAUUCUACCAGUUGAUAGAAGGAGCCAGCGCAGAGCAGAAGAACAGUUUGGGAAUCACUAGCCUGGAUUACUACACUUACCUCAAUCAGUCUGGUUCCUACAAAGUGGACGACAUCAACGACAAGAGCGACUUCCAGGAGACAAUGCAUGCGAUGGAUGUGAUUGGCAUCUCAGCAGAGGAUCGCUCCAUGGUGCUUCAGAUUGUGGCUGGAGUCCUGCACCUGGGAAAUAUUACUUUCAAGGAAGCAGGCAACUACGCUGCUGUGGAGAGUGAAGAGUUUCUAGCCUUUCCUGCAUUUCUGCUUGGGAUCGACCAAAAUCGUCUGAAGGAGAAAAUUACAAGCAGGAAGAUGGACAGUAAGUGGGGAAAUGCAGUGGAGUCCAUCGACGUGACACUGAACGUGGAGCAGGCGUGUUAUACACGUGACGCGCUCUCUAAAGCACUGCAUUCACGGGUGUUUGACUACCUGGUUGAGUCCAUCAACAAAGCUGUGGUGAAAGAUCAUCAGGAGUUUAAUAUCGGUGUGUUGGACAUUUAUGGAUUUGAAAUUUUCCAAAAAAAUGGAUUUGAACAGUUCUGCAUCAACUUCGUGAAUGAGAAACUGCAGCAGAUAUUCAUUGAGCUGACUCUAAAGGCGGAGCAGGAGGAGUAUGUGCAGGAGGGCAUAAAGUGGACUCAGAUCGAUUACUUCAACAACAAGAUCGUUUGUGAUCUCAUCGAGAGCAAAAGUCCUCCUGGCAUCAUGUGCAUCCUGGACGAUGUAUGUGCCACCAUGCACGCAGUCGGGGAGGGAGCCGACCAGACCAUGCUGCAGAAGCUCCGUGUCCAGAUCAACACCCACGAGCACUUCAACAGCUGGAACCAAGGCUUCAUCAUCCACCACUAUGCUGGCAAGGUCUCCUACGAUGCUGAUGGUUUCUGCGAGAGGAACCGAGACGUCCUUUUUACUGACCUCAUUGAGUUGAUGCAGAGCAGUGAAAUCGCCUUCAUCAGAGCACUGUUUCCAGAAAACCUCAACGCUGACAAGAAAGGUCGUCCCACAACUGCAGGCAGCAAAAUAAAGAAACAAGCCAAUGAUCUGGUGAGCACGCUGAUGAAAUGUACUCCGCACUACAUCCGCUGUAUCAAACCAAAUGAAACCAAGAAACCCAGAGACUGGGAGGAGAGCCGAGUAAAGCACCAAGUGGAGUACCUGGGUCUGAAGGAGAACAUAAGGGUGAGGCGUGCUGGCUACGCCUACCGCAGAGUCUUCAGGAAGUUCCUCAACAGGUAUGCCAUCCUGACCAAAGAGUCCUGGCCAACGUGGCGAGGAGACGAGAAGCAAGGCGUUGUUCAUCUCUUACGGUCUGUCAACAUGGACCAGGAUCAGUUCCAGCUAGGUAGCACCAAGAUCUUCAUCAAAGCCCCUGAGUCGCUCUUUCUGCUGGAAGAAACCAGGGAGCGAAAGUUUGACGGCUACGCAAGGACCAUCCAAAAAGCCUGGAGAAAAUACAUGGCUCGCAAGAAGUAUGUCCAGAUGAGGGAAGAAGCUUCUGACCUGCUGUUAAACCGUAAGGAGAGGCGGCGACACAGCCUCAACAGAAACUUUGUAGGGGACUACCUGGGGAUGGAUGACCGGCCGGAGCUCCGACAGUUCCUGGCCAAGAGAGAGAAAAUUGACUUCGCAGACAAAGUCACAAAAUAUGACCGCCGCUUCAAGGGGAUUAAGAGGGACUUGAUCCUGACACCGAAGUCUGUGUACCUGAUUGGAAGAGAAAAGUUGAAGGAGGGGCCGCAGAAAGGCCAGGUGACAGAGGUGCUGAAGAGGAGGAUCGAUGUGGAGAAGAUCUUAGCAAUUUCUCUAAGCACAAUGCAAGACGACUUCAUGAUCCUGCACGAGCAGGAGUACGACAGCCUGCUGGACUGUGUCUUUAAGACAGAGUUCAUCAGCCUACUGUCCCGCAGGUUUGAGGAGAAAACCCAGAGGAAGCUACCACUCAAGUUUAGUAACACACUGGAGAUGAAGUUGAAGAAGGAGAACUGGGGCUUCUUGAGCGGCGGCUCCCGGCAGGUAGUGUUUGUCCAGGGUCAGGGAGAAAUGCCCAUACUGAAACCUUCCAGCAAAUCUCUGCAGGUCAGCGUUGGCCCUGGGCUUCCCAAGAACACACGUCCCACCAAGAAGACUUUUUCUCAGGUUCGCUCCAACAUGUCCAGAACUCACCAGAACAUCCCCUCCCGGGCUGCACCAGGACCUCCAGUUGCCCACCAAAAUGGAGGUCUUAAGAACAGCAACCACUUAGCCAAUCGAAAGAACUCGCAGAAUCACAGCCAGAGGCCUCCCUCAGCCAGCAACGGGACACACCCGAUCCUGCCGAGCAACAUCAACCAGGUGAAGGAGCGAGGCGGCAGCCGGCCACAGCCGAACCUGGACUGUCUGAAAGUCCCUGAACAAGGCGCUGCAGGUAACGGAGACAGACGGCCAACUUCAAACGGAGGAAUGGCCCACAGACCAUCAGCCACCAGACCUCCGCCGGGAGGAGGACGACCCAAACCUGCACCAAAACCCAAACCCCAGGUGCCCCAGUGCAAAGCUCUGUAUGCCUAUGACGCUCAGGACACGGACGAGCUCAGCUUCAAUGCUAAUGACGUUAUCGAUGUCAUCAAAGAGGAUUCAUCCGGGUGGUGGUCAGGACGACUACGGGGAAAGCAGGGACUCUUCCCAAACAACUACGUCACAAAGAUCUAAAAGCUGCCAGGUCACAGAUCCAGAAGGAGGAGAGGGAGAGCCGGCUGUGUACCCUGCUGACCCUCUCAGAGGACUAGACAGAGCUCAGGGGCGGAGAGAGAGGUGCUGUGAGAUUUCUCAAGGAGAGAAACUCACACUUUCUCUUAUCGCCGCCUUUUUAGUAAAUGAAUGUAACUCUCUGCCACGCCACAAGACCGUCAGGCUUGAGACAAGGCUCUUCUUCAAAGACAAGAAGACUGUUUGACCCCGGGGUCUGUCCCUCUGAGUACUGAACAAAACUAUUUAUUGUAUUUAUAGCUUUUCUCCUUACUGUCUUUUUUUAUUUUACCUUACUGAGGAUUUUUGAGCUCAAACAUUUUGAAGCGCUGGAAAUGAAAUAUGCUUAAUAUUUGGGACCAGGCUGUGAUUUUUACUCUUAGUGCGUCAUUUUUUUAAGAUGAAAGUUUGAUAUUUAUUUUGGUGUAACAUCUUACAGGGGACAGACUUUCAGUAAAUCACCCCACUGUGAUUUCAUAGUCAUUUUAAGUACCAAAGCAAUACCAAUUUGAAUCAGCCUGUUCCACAUAUUAAAAAAAAAUUCAUGAAUAUGAAUCAGCUGGAAGUUAGCUUUUUUGUUUGUCCUGUUUUCUAUUUCUUCAGUAUAUUUUCUACACAGAGAAGAGGCCAUGUAUACUGUAACCUGAGCAGGCUGUCUGUGGUGUAUUAGCACUUUAUUGGUACAGGUACUACCUUGGACACAGACACCAUCACUCAUUCAUGCCACAGCCAGUAAGGUGCGUCUAUGAAGGACAGGUUGCCAAGCCAGCAAUACCCAGAGUUACUGAGGAGAAUGAUUUGUUUACAUGAAAUUAUAAAACAGGCAUUUUUUUAGAUUUGAUUCUGUAUAUGUGUUCAUAUUUAGGAGUAUGCCUGUAGUUGCUUACAGUUUAAAUUAAGUGUUUUGUAUUUUUUUUUUCUUCUGUAAAAGGAUGUUUCUAUUUUUCUCUGCUUACGUUCCUCACAGGGCUGUAUUAUUUCCACUUCGGCUUCACAUACAUAAUGAUGCUUCUCACAGACGAGGGGGGUGAAUUGAUUUCUGUUUUGUCAAGUGCAAAAGUUGUUGUUGUUUGGUUAAAGAUAUUUGUUGACUUUUUUUUGAUGGAACUGCAAAGGUUUCCUUUUGCUUCUGCACGACUGUUUCUGCACAUCUUUUGCACUGCUGUUGCAUUACUUACACAUUCCUUUGUCAUUUAUGAAAGAAAAACAAAUCCACAUUAUUCUCUAUUCAGUAAAAACAGCUGGGACUUCUGUCAAGAAAUCUUCUAAAAAAUAGUUCAAGCUUGGAUGCUUGACAACAUCCUUGUGCAAUACAACCCAGUGGAUUUUAAUAAAGCAUGUAAGAUGAUGUAUUUAACUGCUUUUAUUUUGUUUUAUUAUCAGAAAACCUAAUCAAUAAACCAUGAUCAAUGCCAUGUUUUUGUGUAUUGCAAUAAACUGUAGACAUGCCAGAAAUUAACCAUCAGAAAUGCAGUUUAGGAUUUUAUGAAUACUGAGAUUAGAAAUUGAAUCAGGCAACUCAAACAGACCAAAUCCCUCUUGAAUAAUCCCCGUUUUAAAAAUGUUGUCAAGCCACUGCAAAACAUCUUCACUAUUUGCCAUUUGAUUGUACUUCUAUUAUGUUUAAGAUGUCUUAAAACAUGAAGUUCUGGGUGUAUAUAAAUCUUUUAGACUCAAGACAAAGGAGUUUUCCUUUUAAUGAACUUCCUCCACUUUGUUCAGGACAUUACUGAAAGUACUACUUAUUAGUGGUAAUUAUCCUUUUUUGGCCUAAAUUGUCUAAGUUAAGACAGUGAGUCGUUGUAAAUAUAUAUUUCAACAGUAAUUAUACUAUGAAAUCUCCAGUUUAUUAAAAAAUAAAGAAAA
This is a messenger RNA of Labrus bergylta (ballan wrasse), 5560 nucleotides long. RefSeq names its product myosin IEa (gene myo1ea). Gene Ontology annotation, biological process: vesicle transport along actin filament; actin filament organization. Gene Ontology annotation, molecular function: microfilament motor activity; ATP binding; actin filament binding. Gene Ontology annotation, cellular component: actin cytoskeleton; myosin complex; cytoplasm. NCBI's taxonomy places the organism in Eukaryota, Metazoa, Chordata, Actinopteri, Labriformes, Labridae. The record is from RefSeq and is a predicted model, not a curated record.